AUGGUUGUACGCAAAUCGUGGGUCCCUGCUCUCGGAACCUACUCCGUUGGAUCUUCCAACGAGCCAUUCAACCCAGCCUUGGGUGAUGAGCUGCUGUGCCCUGAGCUUGAGGAUUUCCUCAAUGUCGCUUCGAUGGCGAAUUUGGCACACGUUUAUCUCUCUGAAGAAAACGAAUGGCAUGCCCGCGGCGAGCCCACCGAGAUUGCAAUUGAGGUCUUUGCUUCGCGCUUUGACUGGAACCGUGGUCGCUGGACUAAGGGCUCCAAGCCUACUUGGCAGCAGAAAGCCGAGUUUCCUUUUGAUUCCGCCGUCAAGAAGAUGUCUCUCCUUGAUAGCACUCCCGCAAAUGGCGAAGAGAAAAACAUGCUUUUCAGCAAAGGAGCAGUUGACACUAUUCUUCGCAACAUGGGUGAACUAGCUAGUCUGUGUCUCCGCAUUCUUGCCCUUGCGCAGAGAUCAUUCGAUCCAUCCACCCAAGUAUUGGAAGGCAUGGACUACAGACGUGAUGAAGUGGAGAAGAACCUCCAGUUCCUGGGCCUGGUAGGGAUCUAUGACCCCCCUCGACCUGAAACUGCUGGUGCUUUGAAGCAAGGUAUCUUCACAUGGGAGGUCGUGAUCGAUAUUCUCGCGUAUGGCCUGUGGACCUCGGCUCUGUGUCUUUCGUCCUUCUCCUUGGCGAUGUGGGGAUUUGGAGACGACAACCUUGGACGCGGUUGCAAUCGCCAGUACUCCAAAGAGUGUGAGCUCGUCUUUAGGGCAUGCGCAACCACCUUCGUCUGCUUGACGUGGUUUGCCCUGUUCUUGACCUGGGAAAUGGUGAACAUGCGCCGAUCUUUCUUCCGCAUGCAGCCCAAAUCCAAGAAGUAUCUCACGAAGUGGGCGUAUGACGUCUGGCGCAAUCAGUUCCUCUUCUGGUCUAUUCAUGCAGGCUUUAUCACCGUGAUCCCUAUCCUUUAUAUCCCCAUUAUCAACGACGUGGUGUUCAAGCACACAGGAAUCACUUGGGAAUGUCUUUCUCCGUCGCAUGGGACGGAAGCAUCAGAGAGACAUCUUCCAAUGAGAGGCUGGCUCGCAAGCCUGAGAUGCAAGGGUAUCACGGGGCCACUUCAGAAACAAGAGGAUUAG
Penicillium arizonense is the source of this 1125-nucleotide messenger RNA. RefSeq lists its product as uncharacterized. Gene Ontology annotation, biological process: calcium ion transmembrane transport; intracellular calcium ion homeostasis. Gene Ontology annotation, molecular function: nucleotide binding; P-type calcium transporter activity. The transcript has 5 exons. The record is from RefSeq and is a predicted model, not a curated record. Gene Ontology annotation, cellular component: plasma membrane. NCBI's taxonomy places the organism in Eukaryota, Fungi, Ascomycota, Eurotiomycetes, Eurotiales, Aspergillaceae. The coding region runs from base 1 to 1125 and encodes 374 amino acids.